This is a messenger RNA of Beta vulgaris subsp. vulgaris (sugar beet), 1859 nucleotides long. RefSeq names its product probable F-box protein At3g22720. NCBI's taxonomy places the organism in Eukaryota, Viridiplantae, Streptophyta, Magnoliopsida, Caryophyllales, Amaranthaceae. The record is from RefSeq and is a predicted model, not a curated record. Gene Ontology annotation, molecular function: protein binding. The transcript has a single exon. The annotation marks the transcript as partial.
UUACCGCCAUUUACGAUCAUCUAUCAAGUGACCUUAUGUGUGCAUUCUUGUGUUAUUUUUUUCCCUAUAUUCGCCAGAGCCGAAGAAAUAAAAGCAAAACAGAAGUCAUUGUUUCCGGUAGAGAAUGGACACGAGUUGCCUCAGUGUGUGAUAUUUGAGAUAUUAUCUUGGCUCCCAGUGACAGAUUUGUUGCAUUACAAGUGUGUAUGCAAAGCUUGGUAUGCUAUUAUUUUAAGUCGUGCUUUCAUAUCCAAGCAUCUUAAAAACUACGUCUAUAUAAACAACAGUGAUCAACAUCGUCAUUGUCUUCUUACUCAAUAUUACGUUAGUCAUGCCGAACUUCAGUUGUUUGAGUUGUUUUUAGAUGAAAAUGAAACUACACCAAAAGUUUUGGCAUCUGAAGUACUUUAUUUGAUGCCUAUGUAUGGAUCAUAUAUAUGUGGUCCUUGUGAUGGAAUAUACUACCUAUAUCAUUAUGACAAUGAUGAACGUGCUCUGUGGAACCCUGCACUUAAUGAGCUCAAAGUCUUACCUUGUCUAUUAACCAAACCUAAUUUCCCAUCUUACAUUAAACGCGAUGCAGCUUAUGGUUUCGGAUUAGAUCCUGUGACAAAUGAUUUCAAGGCGAUUGUUAUCAAAAGUUUUCCAGAAAAUAUAGUUGAAACUGAUGAGGAUAGUAACAUUAUGCCACAUCCUUUAUCAGUCCUUGUCUACUCAUUGGCGACUGAUUCUUGGAAAUUUUGUGGUGAUUUGGGUCCAAAUAUCAAGCUUAUAUGGAAUACAUGUUAUGUAUAUGUGAAUGGAUGCUACUAUUGGUUGGGAUCAUAUGUCGAUGAGAGUUACAUAAUCAUAUCUUUUGACAUGGCUACUGAUACAUUUCAAGAAUUAUGUGUACCAAACUUUGAACAUCCUGCCUCUGUAAGCCUUGGGAUUUAUGAUGACUCCCUAGCAUUUUUCACAAUUCAUGAUGUAACGAAAACAUUUGAUGUAUGGACUUUAAAUAACGAGGAAAGAUUUUGGACUGCGAAAUUCACUAUCGAAACUCAUAUAGAUGUUCGAAUUGCAAUUGGUCAUUGGAAGCACAAUAAGAUUAUAUUAGAAUGUGCAGAUGGUAAACUUCUGUUAUGUGAUCCUGAAGCAGCAGAACUAAAGGAUCUUUCAUUUGCAAGGCACCAUUGUUGUCGGGGGGUUUACGCUUACAUGGAAAGCCUGGUUUCAAUACGGGGCGAAAACCAGUAGCAGGAUGUUGAUCGUCUGUUUUGCAUUUGAAAUUCAAGACUAUAAAAUAAUUACGAUAUGAUAUUUGUCAAAUUGUCACUUUAGCAUUUGUUAUUUUAUGAUGGUUGAAACUUCUAGAUUUUAGUUUUAUUAUUUAUGAUGCUUCUCAGGACCGGUUAUGGACCUGUGUAAAUAGACCCAUAGUACAGGGAUUCAAAUUUUUUUGGGCCCUGCUAUUGGCUUGUUCAUUAACUCCCUUGUUUUUUCUUUUUCUUUCUUAAUAAAUUUAUUGUACUUUCCUUGUUUUUCAGUUAAGUUUUUCACGCUGCAUAGUUAGAAAUUUUGAUCUUCCAUUAUCCUAAUUACCAUUGCUAUCUUAGAAAUCCAUAAAAUUAAUGGAACUUUUCAUAUUCAUUCUUGAUUAUCUUAUUUUCUAAUUAAUUUUCUCUAAUAAUCAAAGUUUCUAGUUCACCUUCACACCUUCCUCUCUGAAUUAAUAGCCAUUGUAAAUAAAUUUUCCUCAAUCCUUAAGAAGCUACCACUGGGCGCCCAUUUAAGAAUAAAACAACUAACUUGUCACGAAACCCUAAAAACUCUCUCUCUUCUCUCUGCCCCAACCACGAAACUUUUCCCUCCACAAA